Messenger RNA from Cuscuta campestris, 1432 nucleotides. Lineage: Eukaryota; Viridiplantae; Streptophyta; Magnoliopsida; Solanales; Convolvulaceae. The record is from the annotation of a GenBank genome assembly.
AUCAAUCCAAAUCUCACACCAUCUUUUUAUUAUUAUUCUGUUUAAUGGCGGCCGUCUUUUUACCUCUGGGUGAAGUAAAGAAUCCCCUGAGUUAAUAAAGUUCAUCUUCUUCUCUACUUUCCCAUCAUGCAUAUGCAUUUAACAAACCUGCUUCGGUAAAAAAAAAAAUGGAUCUUGAAUUUGGGAUGAAGGUCACGAUAAAGAAUGCUUCAUAUGAGUUCAGUUAUCUGAAUUUGCAGCUCACAAAAGAUGUUAAGGGCCAUUUUUUCCAGUCUGCUGAAACCAACUACAUGUUUAUCUUGACUGUCCAUCUUAAAGGUUAUGAAACAGAGCAUAUACAGAUUGGAAUAAAUGAGGAUGGGACUAUAAUGGAGAUGUGUUGCGAGAAACCAGUUGAGGUGAUAGUUAUGGUGGGGGGGAGAUUGGAAACAAAAGGAACUGAGACAUGGAAGUUGAAGAAGAGAUUUAGAAUUCCUGAAGGAGUGUCUUUGGAUGAUAUAGAAGCUAUGUUUGCAGAAGAUGAAUCUUUAUUGACUGUUUCAAUGCCAAAGAGAGUGGAAGGGAUAGUUGGGACAUUGAUUGAGGAAAUUAAAGAGCCCUAUGAAAUUCCAGAAAGACCCCUCAAAGAAGCUGAGAUUGUCGAAUUGCGAAAAGAAACCGAUAAUAACCAUCAUGAUUCUUUGGGAGGGCCCUCUGAUCCUACACGAAGUGAUGAUUUAGAAGCAGAAAGGAACGAGAGAAGGAUUGAAAAUCAUCCAGAAAUGGCGAAGAAACCAGAUGAUGAUGAUCAAGAAACCAAACAAAGUAUAGUCGAUGUAGACGAAGUGAAGCCAAAGCGUGAACACCCAGAAUCUUCGUCAGGAAUCAACUCUGCAAAACAUGAAGAAGAAAAAGAAGUUCUGCCUAAAACUGGUGAAGUUCAUGAAGAAGAAAAAGUUCUGCCUAAAACUGGUGAAGUUCAUGAAGAAGAAAAAGUUUUGCCUAAAACUGGUGAUGUUCAUGAAGAAGAAAAAGUUCUGCCUAAAACUGGUGAAGCUCAUGAAGAAGAACAUCCAUUACCAACACUGGAAGCUGGAGUUGAGAAGAGGGAAGAAGAAGAAGACAGGGGAAAAGAGGUUCGGGAGAAAAGCAGUGUGAUAUGUGCUCCCAUUAUCGUCGCAGGCUCAGCAUUGUUAUUCUCUCUUGCAUUCAUCGUUCGAUACUUUAGGUCUGCAAACCGAACCCCAAAACCCAGAAACUAAAACAACAAUCAGUCUUAGAAUGUGUAUACUGUAGAAUGAAAGGGUAAUUUGUUUGAUUAUUAUCAUUAUUAUUGUUGUGUGCAUAUGAUCUUAACAAUGUUUGCCAUAUUUUGGAUUGCAUUAUUUCUAAAAGGGUGAAAAAAACACACUAAAUGAAUACUCCGCAAAUGAAUUAAAGAAUAGUUAGGUUU